AUGAAGGACCUGAUAUUACACGCCCAUCUGUGGUUUGCAGCACUCUGUCAGGUAUUGCCACCAAAUUACCAAUUGGGUCUUCGGGAUGGUAAUGAGGUCGUUGGUACACCUGAGGUGCAGUGCACUGAGGAUGCAAUCACCUUCUCUGUACGAACUGCCGCUCCGUUCAGAGGAAACAUCUAUGUAAAAGGACAUUAUGGUGUAGAUGCUUGCCGUCAAGAGUAUUACGGUAAUGACUUUGCCGGUGCUACAUUUGUCACAAGAAUUGGCGAUUGUGGAAUGCGACGCAUUCGACAGCUUCAACCCCAUGGUAUGAACUACGUGUUGACGUUUGUGACAAAUUUCCAUCCACAUUUCAUGACAAAAGUCGAUCGAGCUUACAAUGUGCGUUGUUUCUAUGCUUAUAUCGACAAAGCUGUGAAUACAGAUAUGGAAGUCAGUAACCUUCCAUCCGAGUCACUUGAGCAACAAGCUAUGUUGAUGCCUGAAUGCGAGUAUUCGAUUCGAGAAGCAACACCGGAUGGUCCGAGGAUUCGCACGUCCAUAAUUGGUGCGAGUCUCGUUCACCGAUGGGACUGCCGCACAAACGGACGUUACGGAAUCCUGGUUCGGAACUGUAACGCGAUUGACAAUUCCGGACUGUCGAUCCCGAUCAUAGACGACAGAGGGUGA
Haemonchus placei is the source of this 672-nucleotide messenger RNA. The record is from the annotation of a GenBank genome assembly. NCBI's taxonomy places the organism in Eukaryota, Metazoa, Nematoda, Chromadorea, Rhabditida, Trichostrongylidae.